ACUGUUUAAUGUUAAAGAUAACGCAUCGUGUUUCUAUCUAGUGUGUAUGCAUAUUUGUCUAUGUUCACAUAAUCACUGUCUAUCGCAUUUACCGUGAAAACCAGUUCGCAGUAUGGCAAUAUUAUUGUUAAGCUUUGUGGGACUACUUGCAGUUGCCGUUGCCCAUCCAGCCCAUCCAAACCAGUGUCCUCCUGUCCCGUUCUAUCUUCCUUCUGAUUGUGCAGCUAUGCUCGUUAUCAACGAAUGUUCUGUCGAGUUACAAAACUGCCCUGCUGGCAAAACAUGUUGUGCUGGAAUAUGUGGAUCAAGAACUUGUCAGCUUAUCGGAAUUAAACAUGUCUGUCCUUGCGGUCCGAAGUGCUGUCGUCUGUUCUGUCGCUAUGGAUACGCCCGGGAUGCCAAUGGAUGCGAAAUAUGUAAAUGCAAACUUGGUUAUUAACAGAAGAGAAGAGAACAGAACAGAACUGUGUUACACCCAGGCCGUUAGGCAACGGCACAUGGGGAAACAUGAACGAAUACAUAAUAUAAUAUGUGACAAGACAGGACGGGGUUUACAGGAGAACAUUAAAUAGUAAAUAAAUAAAACGAGCACACAAUUGUUCAAGACGAAAGGCUGGUUGAGAUUUUGUAAAUUUUGUUAUUGAAGAAAAUAAAAUAGUUUAGGCAUA
Molecule: messenger RNA, 668 nt
Organism: Gigantopelta aegis
Lineage: Eukaryota; Metazoa; Mollusca; Gastropoda; Neomphalida; Peltospiridae
Product: antistasin-like
Exons: 4
Coding region: 113-439 (108 amino acids)
Molecular function (GO): serine-type endopeptidase inhibitor activity
Source: RefSeq, a predicted model, not a curated record